AUGUCUGUUCAACCUUUUGAUAGUUUACAUGACGAUUUAAUACACGAUGUUGCUUACGACUUUUAUGGAAAGCGUCUUGUAACCUGUUCUUCCGACCAAAAACUUAAAGUAUGGGAAAUGAGCCCAGAUACAAACAAUUGGGAACAAAUUGAUUCUUGGAAAGCACAUGAAUGUUCGGUACUAAAAGUCGCCUGGGCUCAUCCCGAAUUUGGUCAAGUAAUUGCUUCGUGUUCUUUCGACCGUUCCAUUCGCAUUUGGGAAGAACAAGAACAUGAACCAAAGAAUAGCGGUAAACGUUGGUUCGAAAAGGCGCGUUUGGUAGAUAGUAGAGGUUCCGUUCAGGAUGUCGAAUUCGCUCCAAACUUUUGGGGCUUAAGAUUGGCUUCAAUUGCUGCUGAUGGUGUGCUUAGAAUAUAUGAAGCUCUUGAAGUAUCCAACUUAGCACAUUGGACUUUAAUGGACGAAGUGAAUGUUCAUUUAUCAAGGAAUUCUAACACAACCACUCUCAAAGAAGCAGAAGGAAGCUAUUGUCUAUCAUGGUGUCCGUCUCGUUAUCAAUCUCCAAUGAUCGUUAUAGGUUGUGGGAAAGAGAAUAACACCAAAGUUAUAUUGGAUGGGCAUCAAGAUUUAAUUCACGAUGUAGCUUGGGCUCCAAAUAUGGGAAGGAGUUAUCAUCUUAUCGCAACUGCUUCAAAAGAUCAUCGAGUCAGGAUUUAUAAAUUGCUAGACAAUAAAGAUGGUUUCGCUAUAGAAUUAAUAUCAGAACUCAACCACAAUACAGAGGUAUGGAAAGUCAAAUGGAAUGUAACAGGCACUAUCUUGUCUUCCGCUGGAGAUGACGGAAAAGUUCGUUUAUGGAAGGCUAGUAAUAAAAUUGAAAGUGAAGGUUUUAAAUGUAUGGGCAUAGUAUGUAAUGACCGUCAAAGUAGUGAUACAAUGGAAAUAUAA
Molecule: messenger RNA, 948 nt
Organism: Funneliformis geosporum
Lineage: Eukaryota; Fungi; Glomeromycota; Glomeromycetes; Glomerales; Glomeraceae
Source: the annotation of a GenBank genome assembly